Molecule: messenger RNA, 1639 nt
Organism: Diospyros lotus (date-plum)
Lineage: Eukaryota; Viridiplantae; Streptophyta; Magnoliopsida; Ericales; Ebenaceae
Product: UDP-rhamnose/UDP-galactose transporter 6-like
Exons: 6
Coding region: 382-1386 (334 amino acids)
Cellular component (GO): Golgi apparatus
Molecular function (GO): antiporter activity; UDP-galactose transmembrane transporter activity
Source: RefSeq, a predicted model, not a curated record
CGCUGUUUUAUUGCUCUCGAGCGGAUUUCAAGUGCUGUUUGAUAGAUCUGUCGUGAUCGCUGGGUUGCUUUGAGUGAUCUCGAUGCGAUCCAAUUCGGCGACGUCCCGAGAAGUAGAUCUGAAACGUGUUAGCAUAAUUGCGCCCGAAUUUGGGUUUUUUGAGCGUGUUUAUUGCGGUUCGAUCUGGAAAUUUGAGGAUCUGUGUUUUGAUCUGUGCAUGUUUUGGUCUUGAAUUUGGGAAUGCUUUGGCAUCUUUUGCCGCUACUUAUUAAGAAAAUUUGGUUGCUGAUGAAAAUCUCUGGACUCAUAUGCUGAAGUAUAUGGGAUCUGGCAUGGAAGACGAGGGGUAAAAUUUCACCAGCGAUCAAUUGUACCAAGUAAAUGAAAAUGGCUCCUGCUAGCAAGGCUGAUAAAAAGGCAGCAGUUGAUGCGGCUGCAUGGAUGUUCAAUGUUGUCACUUCUGUUGGGAUUAUCAUUGUCAAUAAAGCCUUAAUGGCCACAUAUGGUUUCAGUUUUGCUACUACGUUAACUGGUUUGCACUUUGCCACCACAACUGCAAUGACGGCUGUUCUUAGGUGGUUGGGCUAUAUCCAACCCUCUCAUCUACCAUUGCUAGACCUCUUGAAGUUUGUUUUAUUUGCAAACUUCUCUAUUGUUGGUAUGAAUGUUAGUCUAAUGUGGAACUCAGUAGGAUUUUAUCAGAUUGCGAAGCUGAGUAUGAUCCCUGUAUCCUGCUUAUUGGAAGUUGUUUUGGACAAGAUCCGAUACUCAAGAGACACGAAGCUCAGUAUUGCAGUUGUUCUCUUAGGUGUUGCUGUCUGCACUGUAACUGAUGUGAGUGUUAAUGCCAGAGGUUUUGUUGCUGCCUUUAUCGCUGUUUGGAGUACUGCUAUACAACAGUAUUAUGUACAUUUCCUUCAAAGGAAAUACUCUCUUAGUUCAUUUAAUCUGUUGGGGCAUACUGCACCUGCUCAGGCUGGAACUCUAUUGCUAUUAGGCCCCUUUGUGGAUUAUUGGUUGACAAACAAGAGGGUUGAUGCCUUUGAUUACAGCACAGCAUCUGUAGUGUUUUUAACGCUCUCAUGCACGAUCGCAGUAGGGACAAACCUCAGCCAAUUCAUCUGCAUUGGAAGAUUCACGGCCGUGUCUUUCCAAGUACUGGGCCAUAUGAAGACGAUCCUUGUUCUGAUCCUUGGAUUCUUGUUCUUCGGAAAGGAGGGCUUUAAUGCACAAGUGGUCUUCGGCAUGUUCAUAGCUGUGUUAGGAAUGGUUUGGUAUGGCAAUGCUUCGUCUAAACCCGGCGGGAAGGAGAGGAAGUCGACUAGCAGUAGACAGCUGAAACAUGGCAAUUCAUCGGAAUCUUCAGAAAUUGAUGACAAGGUCUAAAGUUUUUUUGGCCAAAAUUCAAGGUAAAAAAAUACAAGUUUUAGCUUAUACCAGGAAAAUUUUUAAUUUUUAAUCCUUGACACACUCUAGAUAACAGCCCCUUCUCAAACCCCAAUUGCUAUCAGAUUCUUCCUGAUUUGUUAUUCUUGUAUUCCUUUCUUGUGAUGUUAGGUAUCCCUUCAAGGGCUUUGAUACUUUUGAAUAGGGUUUGAAUUCUCUGAAGAUUCUUCUAUUUAUGUGAUGAUAAUUUAUA